This is a messenger RNA of Dalotia coriaria, 3070 nucleotides long. It is a transcript of the gene RnrL, whose product is annotated as Ribonucleoside diphosphate reductase large subunit. Gene Ontology annotation, cellular component: ribonucleoside-diphosphate reductase complex. Gene Ontology annotation, biological process: deoxyribonucleotide biosynthetic process; DNA replication. Gene Ontology annotation, molecular function: ribonucleoside-diphosphate reductase activity, thioredoxin disulfide as acceptor; ATP binding. NCBI's taxonomy places the organism in Eukaryota, Metazoa, Arthropoda, Insecta, Coleoptera, Staphylinidae. The record is from RefSeq and is a predicted model, not a curated record.
UCAUGGGCCGCUGUUUCGCGCCACUUGUUUAAGGUUAUCGCAGUUUUCGCACCGCUUUUUACAACUUACCCUCAUUUACUCACACUGCUGCGAGUUCGUUAUAAAACGGCCGUGCGUUACGCCGAACGAUCUUGUUCAUUCUUGUUUGUGCACGACGCAGUUUGCCUCGCGUGAGGCAGGUGUUUUUUUUUAUAUAAUCAACGAUUUUUACCUGCUAUUGUUGGGAUUGCAACGGAAUUUCUUCCACUUUUUCGUUUUAUUGUAACAGUCGACGAGGGAGUUAACUUGUAGCCACCCUCUUCCUCUCGAUAAUCGCAGUGCAGAGUCACAUUUUUACAAUGGUGAACAAACCUUUGAGCAAGAUGUUUGUCCUUAAGAGAGAUGGAAGAAAAGAAGAAGUCCACCUUGACAAGAUCACCUCAAGAGUACAAAAGCUCUGUUAUGGAUUGAAUGCAGACUUUGUAGAUCCUUUGGCAAUCACUUUAAAAGUCAUCAAUGGCCUCUACCCUGGUGUCACAACAGUUGAGCUGGACACUCUGGCUGCUGAAACAGCAGCUAUGAUGACCACAGAUCAUCCUGAUUAUGCUAUACUUGCCGCACGUAUUGCCGUUUCCAAUCUACACAAGGAAACAAAGAAACAAUUUAGCGAUGUUAUUGAGGAUUUAUACACGAUGAUCAACGAGAAAACCGGUAGACGUUGUCCGCAAAUCUCUGAUUAUCACUAUAAAAUCAUCAUGGAGAAUGCCGAUAAAUUAAAUUCCUGUAUCAUCUACGAUCGCGACUUCUCUUACAAUUAUUUUGGCUUUAAAACCUUGGAACGAUCUUAUUUAAUCCGCAUUAAUGGAAAAAUUGUCGAGCGUCCUCAGCAUAUGUUGAUGCGAGUUUCUGUCGGAAUCCACGGUGAAGAUAUUCCUGCAGUUAUAGAAACCUACAAUUAUUUGAGUGAGAGAUAUUUCACUCAUGCAUCGCCGACUUUAUUUGCUGCUGCAACACCGCGUCCACAAUUAUCUUCAUGUUUCUUGUUGAUGAUGCCUGAUGAUUCCAUUGAGGGUAUUUUCCGUUGUCUUAGUCAAUGCGCUUAUAUCUCGAAAUCCGCUGGUGGAAUCGGUGUGAAUGUACACAACAUCCGCGCGAAUGGCACUUACAUUGCUGGAACUGGCGGACAUUCGAAUGGGUUGGUACCUAUGCUGCGUGUUUUCAACAAUACAGCAAGAUAUGUUGAUCAAGGAGGUAACAAACGCCCCGGUGCAUUCGCUAUCUAUUUAGAGCCAUGGCAUGCGGAUAUUUUUGAUUUCUUAAACUUAAAGAAAAACACUGAAGAGGAAUUACGCGCGCGUGAAUUAUUCUACGCGCUAUGGAUUCCUGAUUUGUUUAUGAAGCGCGUUGAAGAGGACGGAAAGUGGUCAUUGAUGUGCCCACAUCAAUGUCCUGGAUUGUCUGAUUGUUGGGGUGAAGAAUUCGAGAAAUUGUAUCAGAGUUAUGAGGAACAAGGCAAGUUUACCAAACAAGUUGAUGCUAGAAGUCUCUGGUCGCAAAUCUGCGUAUCACAAAUUGAGACUGGAACACCUUAUAUGUUGUACAAAGAUGCAUGUAACAGGAAAUCUAAUCAACAGAAUUUGGGAACGAUUAAAUCUUCGAAUUUGUGUACUGAGAUUAUUGAAUACACUUCACCGGAUGAGAUUGCCGUAUGUAAUCUUGCUUCAAUUGCUGUUAACAUGUUUGUCGUUGAUAAAGACAAGUAUGAUUUUGAUGAGCUCAAGAAAGUUACUAAAGUUGUGACUAAAAACCUGAAUAAAAUCAUUGAUGUUAACUAUUAUCCUGUACCAGAGGCGAAGAAAUCUAACUUGAGACACCGACCAAUUGGUAUUGGUGUUCAAGGCCUUGCAGAUGCUUUUAUUCUCAUGAAAAUGCCGUUUGAAAGUGCAGAAGCUCAAAAGUUGAAUGUUCAGAUUUUCGAGACGAUUUAUUACGGAGCUUUGGAAGCCAGCUGUGAAAUCGCUGAAGUUGAUGGACCGUAUUCAACUUAUGAAGGUUCACCAGUCUCCAAAGGUAUUCUACAAUAUGAAAUGUGGGAUGUAACACCGACAAGUCUCUGGGAUUGGUCUGCGUUGAAGGCUAAAAUCGCUAAACACGGAAUUAGAAAUUCACUGCUCCUGGCACCAAUGCCAACUGCUUCCACUGCUCAAAUUCUAGGCAAUAAUGAAUCCGUUGAGCCUUAUACUUCUAACAUCUACACGAGGAGAGUGUUAUCUGGUGAAUUCCAAGUGGUAAAUCAUCAUUUACUCAAAGAUUUGACUGAUAAAGGUUUGUGGGAUGAUGUGAUGAAGAAUCAAAUCAUCGCAAAUUGUGGUUCGAUUCAAAACAUUCCAACUAUUCCGGAUGAUUUGAAGAAAAUCUACAAAACCGUCUGGGAAAUCUCACAGAAAGUCAUCAUAAACAUGGCCGCUGAUCGCGGUGCUUUCAUUGACCAAUCGCAAAGCUUGAAUAUUCACAUUGAGAAACCGAAUUAUGGAGUUUUGACAUCGAUGCAUUUCUACGGAUGGAAAAAGGGAUUGAAGACUGGUAUGUAUUACUUGCGCACAAAGCCCGCUGCUAGGCCGAUUCAAUUCACGGUUGAUAAGUCUAAAUUGAUGGUGAAGGAAAACGGAACCGCACAAAACGGUGUAAGUAAUGGUGAUACGAAGGAAAAUGGCGUCAAUGGUAACGAUAAAAGUUUCCAUGAGGAAGAAGUUGAGGAGGUAGAAAAGAAUAUGGCGGCGAUGGUUUGCUCACUGGCCAAUCCUGAGGGUUGUGAAAUGUGUGGAGCUUAAAUUAUAUUUUAGGAAAUUAUACCUUUGUGCCUUUUAUCUUUAUAUGCUCCAAUUAAUCUUAAGUUUUAGUUUAUAGUCAAAUACAUAAAUUUUCCAGCUUUACUUUUAUGAAUCUUGUCUAAUGUAUUGUAGAAAUUGACUGCGGUUUGUCUUAUAGUUUUAAUUGAGUAUUUCAUAUUGAUACAACUUGAUUUAAGUUUUAUUUGGGUUUUUAAACAUGGGACCAUGUCCAGGUACAAUAAAAUCAGCUAUUUCAAGAA